AUGCCAGAUUUAUUCGAUAAUUUUUUUACAUCAAUAGGUGCUAAAUUUCAUAAUGGACAAACAAAACGUCGUUAUUCAAUGGGGUCACAAGUAAACAGUGGUAAAUUUUACAGUUAUCAUAAUACUCCAAGUAAUAAUAAUUAUUGGUUACCAAGAAAAUCUUCAACGGGUGAAGAAAAACUUGUUGUCAGUGAAGAUGGUAAAGUUAAAUCAGUUGAUGACAUUAAAAUUGGAACCGCUCCAAUUCCAGUUGAUGAGAGUGAUAAAUUAAAUAGAUCAAGAUUCAGUAGUGUUUCAUCAGACACAUCAUAA
This is a messenger RNA of Lodderomyces pseudojiufengensis, 312 nucleotides long. RefSeq lists its product as uncharacterized. Bases 1 to 312 code for a protein of 103 amino acids. The record is from RefSeq and is a predicted model, not a curated record. The transcript has a single exon. Lineage: Eukaryota; Fungi; Ascomycota; Pichiomycetes; Serinales; Debaryomycetaceae.